Molecule: messenger RNA, 1840 nt
Organism: Macrobrachium nipponense
Lineage: Eukaryota; Metazoa; Arthropoda; Malacostraca; Decapoda; Palaemonidae
Exons: 8
Coding region: 170-739 (189 amino acids)
Molecular function (GO): protein binding
Source: RefSeq, a predicted model, not a curated record
GUGUUUCAUUCGUCGCAUUGUCUCAGUCACGGUUACGGUUACAGUCAGUCUAAGAGAUACAAGGGAGUGCGUAAGACGUGUUGAUAUUGCUCGGUUGUGAACGGUAAACAAAGUCUUAGUACAUUUGAAGAGAUAUUUCAGAAGACAACAAAGAAAAAGAACGCAGAAUAUGCACCGAUUUUCUCUAGCUAUGGAAGAGAGUAUUAAAAAGGGUGGGGAAAUCAACAGUCUUUCGGACUGUGAUUCCCAGCACAGAUAUGAUGACAGAAGAAUGAGGAAGUUGGUCAAAUUGUUCAAGGGCCAUCCAGUCACGGCACAUUCUGGUAUCCAAAAUUUGGCGUCAAGUCCCAAGCUUCAGGGUCUUUCAGCUGUCGGCAAAAUGAUCUCAAUAUUCAGAGCAGCAGAGGGAGGAGACUUGCAAACUGUCAGGAACCUGAUCCAUCAAACUGGGCCAGAAAUCAGGAAAGCCAAGAGCCGUUGCACACUGCUGCAUGUUGCAGCUGCCAAUAACCACAUACAUAUUGUGAAGUUCUUGCUGAAGUACAUAAGUCCUAAUGUGAUCAACAAGAACAAGCAAACCCCUGCUCAUUUGGCAGCCAUGGAAGGAUGCACAGACAUACUGAGAACCCUCCUGACUCAUCCCAGGAUCAUAACAGACAUGAGAGAUGUUUGGCAGAGGACAUACAAAGAUUGGGAUUCAAUGCUUCGAAUCGACCGAGCGGCAGCGGUUGUCCAAUAAUUUGUCAUCCAAGAAACAUUUACCCAGUACAGUCCUUUUAUAUCCCCCAUGAUAUAACAAAAGUGUAAUCCUCAGUGACGGUAAUUUUUGUUAUACAAUAAUGGGGCCAGGAACUAAGGAUUUUGAGUCUGUCGGGUAGAGUUGCAACCACCCAGUAUCCGGGUAAAAAGCAUUUCGUUUGUAAUAAUGCGGUAACUUCUGUUGGCAGGGUCUCUUUUCGAAGCUGUGAUGGCUAGCGACGAGCACCAAACCAGAGAACUUCUAGAACUGGGUGCCAAUCCACACAGCCAUGCGGGCAGCAGCCUAGUGUACUUCCCUGAAGAAGACUUAAACAUCACGACUGCUCAUCAAUUGGCCAUUUUCUUGGGUGAAAAGCCCAUCUUGGACAUGUUCCCAGAGGCACACAGUUGUGAGAAUUUCAGAUGUAUGGGAAAGGAAUGAACAUGACAUGAAGAUAAAAGGUAAUGAGUAUUCAGGUAAAAGAUUGGAAGGGGUACUUUACCAGACGGGCUUUCCGAUUCAGUAUUUAUUUCCUUCAAGUACAAAUGAAUAUUGUGCCAUAAAAACUUUGGAAAAAUCAUGGUUGAAAUGACACCUAUACAUGGAGUAACAACCCCGCAGGUUUGAACCUUCACGUCCAGUGCAGUUCUUCGCUUCUAUCUAGUUGUGCCUAGAAACGAAGCAGCGAGUCCAGAGAGAGAAAAUUCGGGAAUCUGAAGCGUGCUUUGGUGAGACCCAGCUCACACUUGCUGAAAGAACGUUGAAAGUAUGUGGUCAUUUACAGGCAUAAAAAUGACUUACAAGACGUUGAAGAGGCAUGCUAUUGUCAUAUGAAUUAAACCAAAAGGUCAUGAAGGGCGUGUAACCCUGCAGGUCACCAGCCUACAUGAACGCUUGUUAUAAUAUUUGUAUUAAAAAUGUUGUAUCGAGUAUCGAUUGCUAGGAUGACUAAGAUGGGUGACUAAAAUCACAUCAUCAAUGGUCAUCAUCCACGACAAGGAUUUUUAGGAGGGCUGUUUGCAUGUAUGGAGUUGUCAUUGACAGUCACGGUUAGUCAGUACAAGUGGAAAAUUUUUAUUUUGUUAAUACACGUUUUCGUAA